AUGAUUGUCUUGAAGGCUCUUGCUGUCCUCUCUUUACUUAGCAACUUCACUGCCGCAAACAUCAUCGAUGGUGCGGAACACACUCCUUACCGUGGUGCGAACGUAAAGCGUGCGGUGAGCGCUACCAACACCACUACUCUUGAAGACUACGAAUAUGUCAUCGUUGGCUCCGGUGCUGGCGGUGCGCCCCUCGCAGCCAGACUGGCUCUCAAUGGCCACAAGGUCCUCCUCCUUGAAGCUGGUGACGACCAAACCAAUACCACCCAAUACAACGUACCCGUCUUGCACUCUGUUGCCGCCGAAUACGAGCCGAUGAGAUGGGAUUACUUUGUGAAGCACUUCGACGACGAAGCUGAGAUGAGGAAGGACACUAAGCUCACAUAUGAACUUGCUGAUGGCACCCGCUACACCGGCCCCAACCCACCUUCCGGCGCCAAACCUCUCGGUAUUCUCUACCCCCGUGUUGGCUCCCUCGGAGGUUGCACUGUUCACAACGCCCUCAUCACUGUAUACCCAUAUGACAGUGACUGGAGUGGCAUCCAGGCUAUCACCGGCGACGCUUCUUGGGCGCCGAAGAACAUGCGCAAGUACUUCACCCGUCUGGAGAGGUCGCGCUACCUGCCCAACAGCGUUGUUGGACACGGAUUCUCAGGUUGGCUCGAGACCUCUCUGACUGACCUGACCUUGAUUGUCCAAGACCUCAAGGUCAUUUCCCUCGUCCUGGCUGCCGCCACGGGUAUGGGAAAGAGCCUCCUCUCGUCGCUUCUGACUACCGUGACUGGUCUUGGUCAGGUUCUGCUCCGCGACAUCAACAACCCCGGCGCUAACCGCGAUUCUGCCGAGGGAUUAUGGCAGGUCCCUCUCGCCAUGAAGAUUCCGGAGUACAAGCGGGCUGGUCCCGUCGACUUCCUUCACCAAGUUAUCGAUGCGAAGAACAGUGAUGGAAGCCGAAAGUACCAUCUCGACAUUCAGCUUAACACCCUCGUCACCAACGUUGACUUCGACCAGACUGGUGCCAAGCCCAAGGCUACCGGCGUCAGCUUCUUGACCGGUAGAUCUCUCUACGGCGCUGACCCAAGGCGUCAAUCCGGCUCUGCUUCUGGCAAGGGAACAAAGGGAUCCGUCAAGGCUACCCGCGAGGUUAUCCUCUCCGCCGGUACCUUCAACACACCACAGAUCCUCAAGCUCUCCGGUGUUGGUCCCAAGGCCGAACUUGACCAAUUCGACAUCAAGGUUGUUAAGGACCUCCCUGGUGUCGGCACGAACCUCCAGGACCGCUACGAAAUUCCCGUCAUCGGUCAGGCACCCAGCAAGAUCUCUCUCCUGAACGGUUGCACCUUCCUUGAAGGCGACCACGACCCCUGUCUCGAGAAGUGGGAGACUGGUAAGCUCGGAAUCGGAAAGGGUGUAUACGCUACCAACGGUAUCGCUCUGGCCAUUACCAAGAAGGCUAGCAACUCCAUCAACGGCAACGCUGAUCUUCUCAUCGCUGGUUGGCCCGCGUACUUCAACGGUUACUACCCCGAAUUCUUCGCUAACGCUACUGCUGGCCGUGACGCCUGGACUUGGCUUACUCUCAAGGCUGAAUCGCGUAACAACGCCGGUACUGUCACUCUUCGCAGCGCUGAUCCUCAGGAUGUACCCGAGAUUCGCAAGCGCAACUUCGAUGUUGGCGGCGAUGAGGAUCUCGACGCUCUUGUAGAGGGAAUGAAGUACGGUCGCGAGGUCUUCAACGACCUCAUUCCUCUUGACGGCAAAUUCACCGAGGUUUGGCCUGGAAAGCAGGUUCAGACCGACGAACAGUGGAAGGAGUUCGCCAAGUACGAGGCUUGGGGCCACCAUGCUUCGUGCACCUGCCCCAUUGGCUCUGACGACGACCCGAAUGCUGUUCUCGACACCAACUUCAAGGUCCGCGGUGUCGAUGGUCUUCGUGUUGUUGAUGCUUCCGCCUUCCCUAAGAUCCCUGGUACUUACCUUGCCCUUCCUCUCUAUAUGAUUGCAGAGAAGGCGUCGGACGUUAUCCUUGCGGAUGCCAAGGCCAAAUAA
This is a messenger RNA of Alternaria atra, 2046 nucleotides long. RefSeq lists its product as uncharacterized. The record is from RefSeq and is a predicted model, not a curated record. Gene Ontology annotation, molecular function: oxidoreductase activity, acting on CH-OH group of donors; flavin adenine dinucleotide binding. Lineage: Eukaryota; Fungi; Ascomycota; Dothideomycetes; Pleosporales; Pleosporaceae. Bases 1 to 2046 code for a protein of 681 amino acids. The transcript has a single exon.